GAGGGAGACUGUGCUGUAAUGCUGUCAGUAGAGGAGUAUUACGGGUCUGAAAAAUGGUGUGUUUUUAUCGUGUGAGUUUGUGGAUCAGGUAGAGAGAAACACGUAGGUAUUGUGAGGAACAAUUCGAGGACAGCAUUCGUCAUGGACUUACGUCUGACAUUCGUCUUUCUUAUCUCAUGGGAACUAUCACAAGAUGUCAAUGCUUUCAAGGCGCCGUCUAAUUUACAAGCAAAUGUACUCUCGUCACACGAGAUCUUGAUUACUUGGGAUGAACACAAGCGUCAGAGAGACAAAAACGAUACAUUCUACACUUUACGGUACCGGCCGCGGAAUGGCGGGACAAACUCCGUACGACUACGCACGCGUAGUAAAACCGGAAUACCUACUCAUCGACGCCGAUCCUAACACUACAUACGCCUUCUCCGUGAAGUUUUCUAAAGGAAAGAAGCGGAGUCGGUGGUCGUUUACAGUGAAAAACACUACCUCAUCUUCCGAUGACAAAUUGGUCUCGAGGCAUGAUGCUGCGUCUCCGGGGAGCUGGGGUGAUUGGAGCUCCUGGACACAAUGUUCCGUUAAAUGUGGGGAGGGGACAAUUCAGAGGACGAGGACCUGGAUUUACCGGAACGGCACGAUUUUCAACAUCUCCUCCUCAACAGAUGUAUGUUUCUCCGACUGUCCAUUGACCCGAGAGGAGAAUCAAGUGUCUAAACCAAGGGCACUGGAAGUUAAAUCGCUGACGUCAUCAAUAGUCAAGGUUAAAUGGCGGCGCCCCAAAAUGAAGAAGUCUGACAUAAGUGCUUAUCGUGUGUUCUGGACGAACGGACGUCCAAGUCAAGAACGGACGGUCAACAUUACUAAAAGGUUUUACAUUAUAGACAACCUUCGUCCUAAUUCUACAUACGCUGUUAGUGUACGGACGAUCAGCACGGACGGCGAAAUGUCAGAACAUUCUAGUGUCAACUUCACGACUGAAUCCGAGGUUGUGAACCAAUCCCCGAGUAACGUCACAGCCAGGGCUAUCGGGACCACGAAAAUCCUGGUGAAAUGGCAGCCACCAUUGGAGAGCCUGGGUCACGUGACCGGAUAUAAGCUCCAGUACAGACGCAAGGGGCUCCGGAGGGGGGACAUGUGCUCCGUGUUUACAGAUGGAGGCAAGCUAAGAUACGUUAUCACAGACCUUUAUAAGGACGAGGCAUAUAAGGUGAGAGUUGGUGCGAGAAUUAACGAGAAGACAGGUCCCUACACUCCCUGGUUAAUCAUCGACCUCAACAACUAUAAACGUAAUCAUAGGGGAACACAGGGCAACCAGGAAAAUACGUCACUUCCGGAACAAGAUGUUGCCCCUGACCCCGAGGACUUCAUACCCCUGGUGGAUUUUACGUCAGUCAUGCCCGGUAUAACGCCACUGGACAGCGCAGUCAACAUAUCAUGGCCAGCGCCGAACAAUACAAGUGUCACAUACGACUUUGUCGUCUCGCGAGGUGAGGAAUACGUAAAAGUCUUGGAGGUGACAGAUGGGACCCAGGGUCAUCACGUGAUCAGAAAUCUUGAGCCAAACACAGAGUACAACGUCACUUUUCAGAUCACAAUUAUGGCGGGAACCCGAGUCGUUCUGCAGCAAUUCCAACAGUUUACAACGCUCGUGUCGCUCAAUGUUUGGUUGGAGGGCGUGGUCAUAGAUGGUGAUGAGGAAUCAGAACUUCGACUGGAAUGUGAGGCAUCCGGCAUCAACUUACCCACAAUGCAAUGGAAGAAAGGGAGUCGUAUUCUUUACUGGAACUCGAGUGAUGUCACCAGCACCAAUCCAAUCAGAAUUGACCGGUAUGUGUUCACAUUUGAGAAAUUUCCGCCCAAUCGAAUAGUAUCCGUCCUGAGUGUCCUGAAUGCCAGUUCGUCCGACAUGGGUCGCUACAGGUGUGCCGCCUCGGACGGCGUAGACAGACAGUCCCAGUCUCACCAGUUCAAAGAUCUUGUCGAUCCCGUUAAGAAGGUAGGUGUGUCAUCCAUCACGGCGUUUGGUGCUGUGGUCAGUAUAACACCUAUCAGGCGUUUCCGUCGCAAGUCUAUGACGUACAUCAUCUACAAUGACCUUGACCCGCCUCGUUAUCACUCGGACCAAGGGCGGACAUACUAUGAACUUGACAACUUGGAGCCGGAGACGUUAUACUCUGUUCGUGUUCAAGCAGAAGGGUUUCCGGGUGCCAGCAAUCAUUCGGAAACUUUCAAUACUUCUGCGGUUUUAUUGCUUGAUGAAGGAACUGUCGCUGUCCAAGCGGUGAACUCUACAACAUUGAUUAUCACGUGGACUUGUCCCACCCAGUACCGCAGUCACGUCACCUACCGGAUAGUAUACUCACUAAAGGGCAACAACUCGUCAAAUGGUCACGUGAUGGACAUUACUAACCAUGACGAGACUGCUACAAUCACAGGUCUCCUUGCUAACCAGCGGUACAACAUCUGUGUGGAGAUGCGCAGGAAGGAAAACACUGUCAGCAAGGUGUUUGUAGAGGGCUCCACCUACCCUGAUGCCUAUCUUAACGCUAACAUACCUCCCACACCGCCCGCGGACGUGUUUGUAAACUUCCAUAACAACACAUUGGUCGUAUCAUGGUUAGAGCCACACUCGGAAUACCACACACUAGUCGAAUGGUACGAGGUAGAAGUGUUCCGAGGAGAAGAGGUCCUUGAGCGAAGACGAGUCACUGCAGACGUUAAAAAUAUCUCGAUAAACCCUGCACAUAGAUCUUCUGAGUAUGUGGCCCUCGUUCGUGCCUCCAACAGGGCAGGGAUAAGUGACGAGGUGUCCCGAGCGUACAGACCCGCUGAUAUCCAGGAGAUAUCCGAUUAUUCUGUGACGUCACUUAGUGCAGGCGCGAUUGAUUCUACACGGAUUCUUGUGGAGUGGUCUCCCCCUAACUCCGGAGAACUAACGAGGUAUCUAGUCCGUUAUCGUCCAAAUAUCAAAGUCGGCCUAAACUCUUCUGAUAUUAUUGACCAAUGGGUAACACGGUCGGAUCACCGCUACAUCAUUACUGACCUUACCCCCAACGAAGAGUAUGCCAUUUCUGUCAUCCCCUAUCUCAAUGACGUCAACGGGAACACAUCAACAGUCUACGUCAGAACAUUUGGAGAUGUACCAGGCGACCCGCCCUCAAAUGUGUCGGCGACAUUAUUUAAUAUAACGUCGAUUGAGGUCACGUGGCAUGCUCCUCCUCCUUCAUCGUGGUAUGGUGUCCUAACGGGUUACGUGGUGUCACACCGACUAGUCGGACACAAGAUCUCUACCAAAAACUUCACCAACCACACACAAAGGUCAUGCGUCAUCAAAGACCUAAGGCAGGGUGUCUUGUACGAGGUGGCGGUGGCGGCCAUGAACGUCAAUGGAACAGGACGAGCCUCCGAUUGGAUUGAGAUCAUGACUGAUAGAGACCCUGCGAUUUUAUCAGUACCUUCCCCUCCUUUGAACGUGUCUGUGACGUCACAUCAUAUGGGUCUUCACGUGACCUGGAAUCAACCUAGUGACAACCGGGUUCCGGUAACAGGGUACGUUGUCGGAUACGGGCGUUUUAUACCGGAAGUCUAUCGAGAUAUCCUGGAUCAUGCGCAAACGGAACAUACCAUUACAGGAUUACGGCAGAACAGCCAGUACAUCGUCAGUGUGAGAGCUUUCAACAACAUUGGAGAAAGUCGCCCUGUUUUCAAAAUGGGCAGAGCAGGUAGCCAAUCAUCGACCAGAAGCCUCACAACCACACUAAGCCCUGAUGACGUAACAGUAGGUUCAGGUAUUCCUGGAGCUCCCGCCAAUUUGAGGGUGAAAGAGAUCAACGAAGAAAUAGUCACACUCCGGGUCACGUGGAACCGGCCUCGUGAACUUAUAGGACAACUUACAGGAUAUCUCGUUUACUAUACGACCGACCCAACCUUUUCACCUCAGAACGAGGCUUUUGUGUACGAGAAGAAUGAGGUAACGACCUUGAAAAACCUACAGUUCAACACAACGUACUACUUCCGGGUCGAAAGUCAGUAUCGUGAUAACGACGGGCUGUCAUCCGAGAUCGUGGCCUUCAAAACAAAACCACCAGAUAACAGUCUACACAUUCUACCCACGCCCACUAUUACAAGUUUGGCGUCUGGUACGGAUUAUCUCCAGGUGAAAUGGCUCCCAGCACCCCCACAAUAUUCCCACGUGGUCCGGGGAUAUAUCUUAGGAUACGGUGAGGAACAGGCCAAUGAGAAACAGGAUAUAAUACCCGUCAGUAUCAACUCCUACACACUGGAAAACCUAAGACCUUCUACAAUGUACUUUAUUUCACUGCGGAUGUUUAAUGAACUUGGAGACAGUGCUCAGACUUUUGUUAAUGGGUCAACGCUGGGUUAGAAUAUUAAUACAUGUUAUAAUGGAAGACGAACGCUGGGUUAGAAUAUUAAUACAUGUUAUAACGGGAGACGAACGCUGGGUUAGAAUGUCUCAACAAGAAGUGAACGUUGCAUUAGAAAGUUACAAAGUUAUUUCAAGUAAGAAAAUUAAGAUACAGAGCUAUAACUAUUCAAAAACAUCUCAACAGUCAAUACUAUGUUAGAAAAUUAACACACGGAGCUAUAACUAUAUUACAAUAUCUCAACAGUUAAAUACUAUGUUAGAAAACAAAAACGAAUCAACAUUUUGAAAUACAAAAAAGUUCAGUCUGUACUUUAUGAAAACUUCGUGAACAAUUCCAAAACUGAAAAUUGGCUUUCUAACCAUUCACAGAGCCCUGACACAAGUUCCCAACUCUUGGCCCAUUGUGAUAUGGUGUAUAUAAAUGGACUAUGAGUCGAGAUUGUGCCAAACCCUUGUGCUAGAAUGUAUCAACAUCUGGGGAAAUGUGGAUGGCCUUAAUCUGCGUUAGAACAUUGUUACGUUUGACAUAAACAGGUUGGAACACUACGGAUGUAGAAUGCGAUGAUAAUAAGAAUGACAUGUCAGCAUUUAGUGUCAUGGUUUGUGACGAUUUACUGUAAUGUAUAACGUCAUCAGUAGGAUUCUAACAGGGGCCAAGUGUAGGAAUACUUCAGGCGGUAGAGGUUAGGUUUUAUUUACUUAUCGGAGCCUGAUUAUAUUUAUUAUCAUCCAUAUGUAGGUUGGUAGUGAUAUGAAUAUAUUUGGUGUAAUAAGCAUUAUAUUUAUCUUUCAAACUUAUGGUAGGAAUGAUUAUAUUAUCAUCAAUAUGUAGGUUGAUGUUUAUAGUGAUAUGAAUAUAUUUGGUGUAAUAAGCAUUAGAUUUAUCUUUCUACCUACAUGUACUUGAGGUAGGAAUGAUUAUAUUAUCAUCCAUAUGUAGGUUGAUGUCUAUAUUCAUAUAAAUAUUGUUGGUGUUAUAUGUGUACAAAUGAAACUCGACCCACUUACGGUUAUCGAGGUAAUUUUGUUAUGUUUACGUAAAACUGUGACCUCGUCAGAGGUAAUUGGUAUCGUUAUCAUCCGUGAAACAUGUAUAUUAUACCGUAAUGUUUAAGGUUAAACGUAUGUUAUCCUCAAAUAAUCCCCUCCACUAGUGUAGUUUACCGUAUGUUAUCCGCAAAUGUCCCCACCCCAAGUGUAAUAGUUUACUGUAUUUUAUCCUCAAAUGCCCCCCUCUUUACUGUAUUUUAUCAUCAAAUAACCCCUCCCGCUAGUGUAAUAGUUUACCGUAUUUCAUCCUCAAAUGUCCCCCUCCGCUAGUGUAAUAGUUUACCGCAUUUUAUCCUCAAAUGUACCCCUCCCGCUAGUGUAAUAGUUUACCGUAUUUUAUCCUCAAAUGACCCUCUGCUAGUGUAAUAGUUAACCGUAUUUUAUCCUCAAAUGACCCUUUGCUAGUGUAAUAGUUUAUCGUAUUUUAUCCUCAAAUAAUCCCCUCCCGCUAGUGUAAUAGUUUACCGUAUUUUAUCCUCAAAUAAUCCCCUCCCGCUAGUGUAAUAGUUUACCGUAUUUAAUCCUCAAAUAAUCCCCUCCCCUAGUGUAAUAGUUUACCGUAUUUUAUCCUCAAAUGACCCUCUGCUAGUGUAAUAGUUAACCGUAUUUUAUCCUCAAAUGACCCUCUGCUAGUGUAAUAGUUUACCGUUUUUUAUCCUCAAAUGACCCUCUGCUAGUGUAAUAGAAACCCCUAUCCUAUUAUAAAAGCCCCUUCCCUAGUGUAAAAGUUAAGUACUAAAAUCCGAGGAGGGCCAAUUUGUGAACCAUUUUAUCUUACAAUUCCGAAAUACAUCUGUAAGGUUCUGACAAAAUAAAGAAGGGGCUUAUUUGCUGAUAACUAAGGUUGUAUAAUCGAAUCACACAUUUCAAAGCGCCAAACGGUGCUCUCAUUUGAUCCCAAUUGUGACGACCUGAGUUCGUGGCAUCACAGAUUUCCUGUUAAUUUGACUUAAUGGCUAGAUUUCGCUCUUUUUCGGUUUACAAUAAUCCGACCGAUAACGACAGAAAUUAGUAAUAGAUCGCAAAAUUACGUUAUCUUUAAUGAAAUUGUUUGUAAAAACCUUUAAGUGUAUUUUUUCAAAUCUACUUUUAAAUGGCUUUAAUAUACUUCUUAUCGGUUAUCAGGUGAAAAUCUAACAUUCGGUUCUCUUUAAGAGUGGUAAGAUGGAACCAAAAUGACGAUAUUUUCGAUCAGCGUCCAUUUUCAUGAAUCUAGGUCAUGUGAUAAAUAUAUUAAUUCCUGUUUAAUGUUGUUUUUCUUCUGAAACGAGAAAUGAUUUAAUUGCACUACUGGGGGGAAAUGUAAGUAAAUUAUGGUGAUUUCAUACAUCUUCUAUUAAAUGGCAAUCUGACUGAUUGGAUAUAAACACUUUGAUUAAUUCUGAGAGGUAGGACUACAAGUAAAAUUGUAUAACAGUUGUAUUUAUAGGGACCUUGCUUUACUUUAAAGAAAAUAUAUUGGAUGCACCGUAAGAUAACUGAAUUCGUGUUAAAUGGGUUUAAGAAACGCUGUUAAAAUUGAUACCGUAAUGUACAUUGUAUCUGUUUUAACAUGUUAAAUACUUACAUUAUAUAUGUAUCUUGAAUGUAUUUUUUCAAAAGUUUUGAUAAUUUUGAUAAUUUGAUAACUUUGAUAAUUUUGAUAAUUAAUUUUGAUCAGUUAUGUUGUUAUACCAUGCCUUUUUGUCAACAAAUUAUUGUCAGACAUUUUUAGUUUUUAUCUUAUAAUUCAAAAUAAAAUCUUUUACACCAAUCCAA
Pecten maximus is the source of this 7189-nucleotide messenger RNA. RefSeq names its product neogenin-like. Gene Ontology annotation, molecular function: protein binding. NCBI's taxonomy places the organism in Eukaryota, Metazoa, Mollusca, Bivalvia, Pectinida, Pectinidae. The transcript is spliced from 26 exons. The coding region runs from base 269 to 4378 and encodes 1369 amino acids. The record is from RefSeq and is a predicted model, not a curated record.